Messenger RNA from Anopheles moucheti, 1513 nucleotides. RefSeq names its product GTP-binding protein 128up (gene 128up). NCBI's taxonomy places the organism in Eukaryota, Metazoa, Arthropoda, Insecta, Diptera, Culicidae. The record is from RefSeq and is a predicted model, not a curated record. Gene Ontology annotation, biological process: cytoplasmic translation. The coding region runs from base 113 to 1216 and encodes 367 amino acids. Gene Ontology annotation, molecular function: GTP binding; GTPase activity. The transcript is spliced from 4 exons. Gene Ontology annotation, cellular component: cytoplasm.
GAUAUUUCGCCGGAAAGUUAAGGAAUUCAGGUGCUUCGUGCCACCUUUUCUAUGAUUUAUCUCUUUGUUGAAUUAUUUAACUAACUCCUAGUGUGCUCGUGCGGCGUACAAAAUGAGUACGAUACUGGAAAAAAUUGCCCAAAUCGAGUCUGAGAUGGCUCGAACCCAGCGUAACAAGGCAACGGCUGGGCAUUUGGGAUUGUUGAAAGCACGGUUGGCCAAGUUGCGACGAGAGCUCAUUACCCCGAAGGGUGGUGGCGGUGCAUCGGAACAGGGAUUCGAAGUUUCCAAAACCGGUGACGCCCGGGUUGGUUUCGUAGGUUUUCCCUCGGUCGGAAAAUCAACCCUUCUAUCCAAUCUAGCCGGUGUGUACUCUGAGGUGGCCGCAUACGAGUUCACAACGCUUACAACCGUACCGGGCUGUAUCAAGUACAAGGGCGCUAAGAUACAGCUGCUCGAUCUGCCCGGUAUUAUCGAAGGUGCGAAGGAUGGCAAGGGUCGUGGUCGGCAGGUGAUAGCGGUCGCUCGUACCUGUAACCUCAUCUUCAUGGUGCUGGACGUACUGAAACCGCUGACACACAAGAAACUGCUCGAACACGAGUUGGAAGGAUUCGGUCUGCGACUUAACAAGCAACCACCGAACAUUUCCUUCCGCAAGAAGGACAAGGGCGGAGUGAAUUUGAACGCAACUGUCGCGCAGUCGGAGCUGGACCUUGACACGGUGAAGACGAUUCUCGGCGAGUAUAAGAUACACAAUGCGGACAUUACACUCAAGUACGAUGCCACGGCCGACGACCUGAUCGAUGUGAUUGAGGGCAACCGGAUUUAUAUUCCGUGCAUCUAUCUGCUGAACAAAAUCGAUCAAAUCUCGAUCGAAGAGCUGGACGUUAUCUAUAAAAUUCCGCAUUGUGUACCGAUUUCCGCCCAUCACCACUGGAACUUUGACGAUUUGCUUGAAAUGAUGUGGCAAUAUCUGAAGCUGGUGCGAAUCUAUACUAAACCGAAGGGACAGCUGCCAGAUUACAGUUCACCGAUCGUGCUGCACCACGAGCAUACGUCUGUGGAAAGUUUCUGUAACAAGCUUCAUCGAACAAUUGCGAAGGAAUUCAAAUAUGCGCUCGUGUGGGGUUCGUCGGUAAAACAUCAACCGCAAAAGGUCGGCAUUGAUCACGUGCUGAACGAUGAGGAUGUAGUACAGAUUGUAAAGAAGGUUUAAAAGAUCGAACCGUGUGCAACAGGAAGAUGUGUUAUCCAGUACGAUUCAUUGUCCGUCGAUCGGGUUAAAAAUGUGCGCAAAUAAUUAUGAAAACUGACCGCUUUAAUUCAAACACAUUUCAUUCUGAUCUGUUAACUGUAACCGAAAACAUACGCUCUCACAUAUGCUUGUAAGUUCAAAAUUGUGUGUUUAUUCGGUAAAAUUUCUUAUAGGUAGCAUAGGUAGCAUACUAGUUUCUUAUUCAAAAACCCGGUUCAGUGGUAGUAGUGCUACGGAAUCGUCCUAGAUAACGGUUGC